UAUGAAAAAUCGGAAGCUAUACGGCGUAAUAAGAUAUAUUGGAAAAAUGUCAUAGCAAAGUUGGAUAAAGACAAAGAUCAGCUGAAAGCUUACGAAUUAAAAGAUCUGUCAAGAGAAUUAUCAAGCGACCUGUGUGAAAGAGUUUGCGCGAUUCUCGAUUAUGAAAUCGUUCAAGAAUCAAACGACAAGAUUGCAACUAAAACCCAACAACAAACUUCAAAAAUUAGAAAAGAGCCAUUAUUUUCGAAACGAAAAUCAAUCAUAAUUGAACGAGACUUAGAAUCAGAUACCGAUGUCGAAAUUUGUAGCAGUGAUGAUGAACAGGAUAGGACAAAUAUACAUCGACAGUUCUUAGAUAAACCAGAACGAGAACAAAUAACUUGGAACACCAGGUUUCUUAGACCAGAAAGAGAAGAGGAAAAAAGCCUAAUUAAACGCGCAAAUGAUCUCACGGAAAGGAUAGCACAGGAUUUUUGUGACUACAUGAGGGCUUUAGGUGGCGACCAGCAAUCACAACUCUUCACACCUAAGUCUAUAAAAGAAUUAUUCCAAGUAGAGUUUGACACACACGUUGCACGUAGUCUUCAAGUUGUACCAAAAGAAAUGCCCACUGUCAUCAACAAAAUUGCAGAAGUUACAGGGAAUAUAGAGUUAUCCCGCAAUGCUGCGUUAGCCCGAGAAAUAACUAAAGAUAUUAAAAUAGAAAAGCGUCCAGAUCGACUGACGGCUUUCGGACGAAGUCUACCUAGAAGGGAACAAUGGCGAACACCGCAGAAUGAUACCAAGAACCAGUGGCGAUCUGCUAAGCAUGUUCCCAGAGAUCUAGUCUCAUUAAAAACUGUAUGGGAAGGGAUCACAAAUAUAAGGAGCGUAAGAGAAUACUGCCGUUGGAUGAUCCAACAUCCGGAGCACAGAAGAGCGCCGUACUUGAACAGUCUGGGCAUGUUCGACCCAGCUGUGCUCAAUGCCAGGUUCACCAUGGAGUUGCAACACCACGCAUCUCCUACCACCCAUAAUAACGCUCCAGCGCCCAUUGACCACCUACGUCGAAGAUUAUCACAACUAGCUGAUACCAAUUAGAUGUCUAAACUUACUUUCCAUUUCGAUAC
This is a messenger RNA of Papilio machaon (common yellow swallowtail), 1109 nucleotides long. RefSeq lists its product as uncharacterized. Lineage: Eukaryota; Metazoa; Arthropoda; Insecta; Lepidoptera; Papilionidae. The annotation marks the transcript as partial. The transcript is spliced from 8 exons. The record is from RefSeq and is a predicted model, not a curated record.